AUGGAACAUCAUGUUCUCGGCUAUGAGACAUCCAAACACGGCUCACGAUAUCCUGUAUUCUUGACUCAAUUGCUGCCGACAAGCAAGUGGUAUGGUAAAGCAACAUCGUUAACAAUUCGGAGUAUUUAUAAGAACCUAGAGACUUCGAGGAAAUGGAAUACUGAGUACCUUAUUUACAACAGCUCCAUUAGAGACAUUUUCCUGUAUUUAAACCACCCAAUUACUAGUAUUAAGAUAUGUGGACUUGUGGUUGGAUGGAAAUGGAAACUUAUAGGAAACGAGGAUAGGGCAUUUUGGUACAUUGAUGAUUGCUCAGAUACAAUACUAUGCCAAUGUUCCAAAAGUCAGUUACUUGCGCUGAAUUGCCCGCUUGUUGAUAUGAGUGGGUGGACAUUGAUCCUUACUGGCUUACUAGAUCAAGAACGAGUUGAAUUCAAGGUUACUCAAAUUGAAGUUGUGAAGAAUUUGAAGCACGAGAUUGACUUUUGGAGUGAAGCAUUUGACAACCAAAAAGAAUUAGCGAUACCAUGGGAAAUUGAUCCCGAAAGUUUAAACGAAUUUUAUCGUGGAAAGCAACAUACACCGUCUAAAUCAAACAGUAACUUAGGGAACUACAUUGAACAAUUACAGACCAUACAUUUCCAAGAAAAUGAGUUACUCUUAGCUAGCCCAUAUAACGGGCAUGUGUCUACUGGGAUGGGAGUUUGGAAUUCCGACUUGCUGCAAUCAACUUUGGAACAAGAUCUAAUCGAACAAAGUAGAUUAGAUAAAACUUUGGGAGGACAGAUUUCUCCAAAUUCUCGGAAACGAUCGUCAAAGCUCUCCCCUAAACAAAUGAAACGGGAAAUUCUUGGAGUUCUUAUCGAGAAAUCAAUGGAAUCAAAAGUAUGCAAGAUAUAUGAGCCAUUGCUGUCUAUAAAUCUCGGCCCAGGAGGAGAGGCAACAGACCUGAAAACGGAACCCGUUUUGCAUUUGAAAUUUUAUGAAACAUUCCUAGCACAACUAGCGGAAAUGGCAAUUAUCACUCUUGAUAGUUUCACGAUAAACAUGACAAACUUGCAUAAUUGCUAUCGAUACAUAAUCACUCGAUUUCAAUCGUUGAUUAAUGUUCAAAUUCCGCAGAUUACGAUAAAGUACAGCGAGAUUAGAAAUUUCUGUAAAUUACCUCUACUGUCCAAAAAAUUGAUUCUUCAAAUGUGUAAGCAUUUUCUCAAUACAACUCAUAUCGGAAAUCUUAUAGACUGGUGGGUAGAUCCUACAUCAGAAGAACGCUAUAAAGUCUUCUUCACCUAUUCUAAAUCUAAAUAG
Molecule: messenger RNA, 1308 nt
Organism: Kluyveromyces lactis
Lineage: Eukaryota; Fungi; Ascomycota; Saccharomycetes; Saccharomycetales; Saccharomycetaceae
Gene: STN1
Product: Stn1p
Exons: 1
Coding region: 1-1308 (435 amino acids)
Biological process (GO): telomere capping
Cellular component (GO): CST complex
Source: RefSeq, a predicted model, not a curated record